Molecule: messenger RNA, 565 nt
Organism: Notolabrus celidotus (New Zealand spotty)
Lineage: Eukaryota; Metazoa; Chordata; Actinopteri; Labriformes; Labridae
Gene: meig1
Product: meiosis/spermiogenesis associated 1
Exons: 3
Coding region: 157-432 (91 amino acids)
Cellular component (GO): nucleus
Source: RefSeq, a predicted model, not a curated record
UGUUCUUUUUUUCAUGGUCCUCCAACGCAGAAGAAGAAGAAAGUGAAGCGUAACCAGGCAACCAGAGAGAAGCUGUUCAACUGACAAUCAACGAAUUCUGACUGAGCGUCUGGAAAACUACUUUAAAACCACUAAUAGACAUUUUCUCAACACACCAUGUCCUGUACUACAAAUAAAAACUCCAAGCCAAAGUCCAUGAGCAUGGCGAAGGGAUGGACUGCAGAGGUGGAGAACCUGUUCAGAUUCCAGCAGGCGGGUUACAGAGACGAAAUGGAGUACAUCCAAGUCAAACACGGGGCCUUGGUCGAUAAGUGGCCCGGGACCGGCUUUGUGAAGAAGCUCCAACGUCGGGAUGACACGUUUUAUUAUUACAGCAGGAAGAGGGAAUGUGAGGAGCGUGAUGUCAACAAAGUCAUAAUUUACACAUAUUAAGGAAUCUUCACUGAAAGUGUGAAGGAGAAGAAGAAGGGCUUUAAAAGUCCACAUGUUGAACUUGUUGCUUCUCAGAGAGAGCAUUGUUGACGGAUGUUUGUAAAGUUAAAAAUAUCACCGUUAUGCUCUAAUA